Penicillium odoratum is the source of this 1794-nucleotide messenger RNA. RefSeq names its product glycoside hydrolase family 3 protein. Gene Ontology annotation, biological process: glucan catabolic process. Gene Ontology annotation, molecular function: beta-glucosidase activity. Lineage: Eukaryota; Fungi; Ascomycota; Eurotiomycetes; Eurotiales; Aspergillaceae. The transcript has a single exon. The coding region runs from base 1 to 1794 and encodes 597 amino acids. The record is from RefSeq and is a predicted model, not a curated record.
AUGACCAACCCCUCCAAUGCCACCGGUGAAUCGCGACUAUACCGCGAUCCGUCGCGGGCAGUCAGCGAACGAGUCGAAGAUCUUUUGGCCCGCAUGACGCUAGUGGACAAAGUUGGACAGAUGUUUCAUAACAUGCUCCUCAUGGGCCCUGAUGGCACGCUUGCGGGCGCGUCCGAGGUUUUCAACAUUGAGAGCACGGAGCGGCUGGUCCUGGAGCGUAAAAUGAGCCACUUUAACCUCCUGGGCCCCGUGGUCAAUCCUCGAGAAACUGCGGAGUGGCAUAAUCGCCUGCAGCAGCUGGCGUUGUCCACCGAUCUGGGGAUCCCCAUCACACUCUCAUCCGACCCGCGCAAUCAUUUUACAUCUAACGUUGGGACGGCCUUCGAGGCGGGUGCGCUGUCUCAGUGGCCCGAGUCUCUGGGAUUGGCUGCGCUUCGCUCAACUUCUCUGAUCCGUCGGUUUGCCGACAUCGCACGACAAGAGUACCUGGCGCUUGGCUUCCGAUGUGCUCUUCAUCCCCAGGUCGACUUGGCCACUGAGCCCCGAUGGUCCCGAAUCAGCGCGACUUUUGGGGAGGAUGCCAAUCUGAGCAGCGAGCUGGUUGCAGCAUAUAUCGAGGGCUUUCAAGGUGCUCAACUGGGGCCGCAGUCGGUGGCCACGAUGACCAAACACUUCCCAGGUGGAGGAGCGCAGAAGGAUGGCGAAGAUCCCCAUUUCGCAUAUGGACGUGAGCAGGUCUAUCCCGGAGGUAAUCUGGAAUAUCAUAUGCGUCCAUUCAAAGCCGCCAUCGCCGCAGGAACUGCGCAGAUGAUGCCUUACUACGGCAUGCCGGUGGGCACCGACUUUGAAGAGGUCGGUUUUGCCUUCAAUCGUGGCGUCAUCACUGGGCUGCUGCGCGAGAAGCUUGGGUUCCAAGGUGUCAUCUGCACCGAUUGGGGUCUUGUUACCGACUCCGUCAUCAUGGGCCAGCCGAUGCCUGCCCGUGCUUGGGGCUGUGAGCACUUGAGCGAAAUAGAACGAGUCAAGAAGCUCCUGGAUGCAGGUUGCGACCAGAUUGGCGGGGAGUCUUGCACUCAGCUCCUGCAGCGCUUGGUCGAGGAGGGCGAUGUUCCGGAGAGUCGCAUCGACGAAUCGGUCCGGCGGAUUUUACGACAGAAAUUUGAGCUCGGCCUUUUUGAUCGACCAUUUGUGAACGUGGAGGAGGCCAAAAAUCUCGUGGGCAACCAAAAGUUCCGGCGCGAAGGUCAUGAGGCGCAAUGCAGCGCCCAUACUCUGCUCACUAAUCACCACGAUCUCCUUCCCCUCCGUGCUUCUGAAAAGUACAAGGUCUUCCUGGAAGGGAUAAAUCAUGCGGUCGCGUCUGCGAGGGGACUAGAAGUGGUAGACUCUGUCGCCCAAGCUGAUCUGGCUAUACUUCGGCUUAAAGCGCCGUACGAACCGCGGCCAGGCGCUUUUGAAGCUAUGUUCCACGCUGGCUCACUAGAAUACGAUGCACCAGAGAAGUCCCGUCAAGCAGCCAUUUUCGAGGCUGUUCCCACGAUUGUUGACCUGUAUCUUGACCGCCCGGCCGUGGUCCCUGAGAUUGCUGCGGCUGCAGCUGCACUGCUGGUCAACUUUGGCAGUAGUGACGAGGCAUUGUUGGACACUAUUUUUGGGGUGUUCGCGCCGUUAGGCAAGCUUCCAUUUGACCUACCGUCAUCAAUGGAGUCAGUCCGGCAGUCCCGGGAGGAUGUGCCUUAUGACACAAAAGAUCCUUUGUUCCGUUACGGCGAUGGUGGCUCUUAUACCCAUUAG